This is a messenger RNA of Aspergillus uvarum CBS 121591, 954 nucleotides long. Its product is annotated as RTA1 domain-containing protein. The transcript has 3 exons. Bases 1 to 954 code for a protein of 317 amino acids. Lineage: Eukaryota; Fungi; Ascomycota; Eurotiomycetes; Eurotiales; Aspergillaceae. The record is from RefSeq and is a predicted model, not a curated record. Gene Ontology annotation, cellular component: membrane.
AUGCUCACCUACCUCCUCUACCAGUACGCCCCCUCUCUCCCCGCUGCGAUCGCAGCGACCGUCUGCUUCGGCCUCCUUACCAUCAGCCAUGCCAUCCACUACUGCGCCCAGCGCACCUGGUUCUUCACCCCGUUCAUCAUCGGGGGGAUCUUCGAAACAACCGGCUACACCGGCCGCAUUAUCAACAGCACCCAGACCCCAAACUGGACCAUAGCCCCGUAUAUAAUGCAAUCGCUGCUGCUACUAGUCGCUCCCUCCCUCUUCGCCGCCUCUAUCUACAUGAUCCUGGCCCGUAUCAUCCGCCUCACCGACGGGGACACCCGCUCCGUGCUCCCCGCCCACUGGAUCACCCGCGUGUUUGUCGUCGGCGAUGUGCUUGCCUUCCUGGCGCAGGCGGGAGGCGAGUUCUCCCCUUUCCUAUCCACGAUCCGGUUAUUCCUCGCAGACAAGUCUCUGAAUCACAGCGGAGGCCUCCUCGCCAAAUCCAAUUCAUCCAGCACCACCAAAACCGCCAACUGGAUCGUCAUCGCCGGCCUGGCCAUCCAGAUCGUCUUCUUCGCUGCCUUCAUCCUCGUCUCCGCAAUAUUUCACCGGCGCAUGAGGAGCAACCCCACGCGGCACGCGCGGAAGACCCGGGUGCCCUGGAGCGGGUUCCUAUGGGUGCUGUACCUGACCAACGCGCUCAUCAUGGGGAGGUCGGUGUUUCGGGUGGUCGAGUUCGCGAUGGGGCGGAAUGGGGUCCUCCAGCGGCGCGAGGUGUGGUUGUAUGUAUUUGAUGGGGGGGUUAUGGCGUUGAUGAUGCUGCUUUUGCUGGUGUGGCACCCGAGUCGGUUGCGCGUGCGAGGGGGUGGGAGGGGAGAUGUGCAGGGGAAGGGGCGAGAGAAGAAGAGAAGAAAGAAGAGGAAGACGAGGAGGGGAAUGGAGGAGGGAGAUUCGAGGGUAGUGUGGGUGUAA